Colletotrichum acutatum is the source of this 1905-nucleotide messenger RNA. RefSeq names its product vegetative cell wall protein gp1. The record is from RefSeq and is a predicted model, not a curated record. Bases 1 to 1905 code for a protein of 634 amino acids. NCBI's taxonomy places the organism in Eukaryota, Fungi, Ascomycota, Sordariomycetes, Glomerellales, Glomerellaceae. The transcript is spliced from 5 exons. Gene Ontology annotation, biological process: DNA-templated transcription; regulation of DNA-templated transcription. Gene Ontology annotation, molecular function: DNA-binding transcription factor activity, RNA polymerase II-specific; zinc ion binding; DNA binding.
AUGUCCGACGCAGGAAACGAGGCGCCUGAAACGUCGAACAAGCGGCGCCGGACCUCGGGCAUGUACCAAAGACGGCGUGCUGUUGCGGCGUGUGGGCCCUGCCGGGUCCGUAAAACGAAAUGUGACAAUGUCCGGCCAGCCUGCGGCUUCUGCCAGCGGAACGGCGGCCAGUGUACAUACCCCGACACAUCGAAUGACUUUUCAACAUUCGAUCCCGCGAGUUUGGCAAUCUUAGACCGUCUCAAUCAUGUUGUUUCUCUUCUCGAGGCUCGUCCAGAACUACCAGCCGAGAACGUGGUUGCCGCUCCCCCUAUUCCGUCAAUAUUAUCGCCAACAUCGCUCCAGGGGCCUCAAACUAGUACAAGCGUCACUAUUGACGAGAAUCUAAGUCACUCUCCUGACGGUCUACCUGAGGACGAAGUCAUGAUCCGCCUCGACAUCCCAGACUCUGCGGCUGCCAGGUCUAAUUGUGAGGCCAUCCUGCGAUGGCCAAUCUUUAGGGGAUAUGCGCCCGAAACGGAGUCUUUUAUCUUAGAGUUAGAGGAUGGUGAUGCAGAGUCUUCGCAUCAAUCUCAACCUCUCAGAAGCCGGAACCUUGGGCGGGGAGUUCAGGAAGACGACUUUACAGUACUGUCCAAGAAGUUCUUGGCAUACGUGCAUGUGAAGAAUCCGGUUCUUGACGUGAGUGACUUCAAAGCGUACGUCAAGGAUACAGUAGAAAACGGUCCUCGCUGGGACGGACCUUCUUGUUUGGUGCUGAUUGCAUGUGCACUCGCCUGCCUUGCAAGCCCAUUUCAAUCCGAGAUCAACUUCAAUAGUACGCCCGAAUCGAUGCGCUCGUCAGUGUCGGCUACGGCGGAUCCAGAUACAGCCCAAGCCUACUACCUCGCAGCCAAGAAGCGGUUGGGAUUACUUGAGCCUUCUUUGCUUCAGAUCCAAUGCUUGUUCUUCUGUGCAGUCUUCGAAAUGUACUCACUUCGUCCACUUCAGGGCUGGUUCUAUUUCAAUCAAGCCAGCGUUCAGUUCAAGAACCUAUUCUGGCGGAGGGCCCAGAGGCGGAAUUGGCAAAGUGUUUCUCAGAAGACGCGGCGCCUCGAGCAACGACUUUACUGGUCGUGCAUGAAGUCAGAAUGCGAGCUCAGAUGUGAGAUACCGUUGCCACCCAGUGGCAUCACUGGUCUAGGAUAUCCAGACUUGUUCCCCUCACCUCCGUCUGAAGUCGCAUCCCCUGCAGCUCAGCCAAGCGCGUUAGAUAUCUUGGAAGAUGACAUACAGCCAGAGGAGGAGAAGAGUUGGUUCUACUACCUGGCUGAGAUAUCGUCGAGAAGAAUGAUUAAUCGUGCUAUAUCGAUAUUCGGAUACAAUGGAGAGCAGGCAUGGAUCCGAGAUAUAGCCAAAGUGCUCGAGAAGAGCGAGGAAUUUGACGAGCAUAUCAACCUCUGGUGCUUGCACAUACCCUCUCAGAUCCAUUGGCAAAACCGAGAGCCAUCAAACAAUGAGCUGGUACACUUUAUCCAGAACCGAGCCACGAGCUGCCGCGAAUGGAUCCAUCGGCCUUUCUUGUAUUACGUGGUUCAUCAACCGGCGGACGACCCUUGGAUACCCCGCGUCAUGCCAUUAGCAGAGAAGUGCCUCGAGCUCUCACUCGAGCUGCUUCUGGACGCUAACCCUCACCACCGUCAUCACGGAACAUGGUUCAUGGCCAGAGCGGCAAUGACCCGUGCUCUCUUACUUCUGACCGCAGUCAAGAGCGGCAGGUUCUCUCGGCUGCCCGAGCGAUGGAAACAGGGAGUCGACGCGGCCACAUGGGCUCUUCAGCGGUGGUAUGGCGAAGCUCCGGAUUUGCGUAAGGCUGCGUCUGUGCUUGAGGAUCUCGUCGGUCAAGUUGUCGGGCCCGGAGUCUGA